Messenger RNA from Pisolithus orientalis, 594 nucleotides. RefSeq lists its product as uncharacterized. NCBI's taxonomy places the organism in Eukaryota, Fungi, Basidiomycota, Agaricomycetes, Boletales, Pisolithaceae. The record is from RefSeq and is a predicted model, not a curated record. Bases 1 to 594 code for a protein of 197 amino acids. The transcript has 2 exons.
AUGGUCGCCUCCCAAAGUCCGUUCAUGUGUGCUUUCAAAAUUGCUCGUGCUCCAUGUCGUGUGGUACCCUCUUCCAAACGCCCAGUCGCUACCCUAUCCUCGCGUACUCUUUUAGCUAGUGAGGCUGUAGCGCCUGCACUGCCUGCGAUCUUCGACAUAUUCGAUGCACCCGUCAGGCUGGGAGAGUCGAGUAAGCAACUCGGACGAUCCAAGGUUGAGGAACCUGUUCUAUUGUCUCCUUCGGCUACCCAGGCCGGGCGACAGAGUUCUAUGGGUAUUUACAGUGCUUUGGGAAACCCUACUACCCUCCCUCCGCCAAUCAUUUUUGAUGGACCAGCUCGGCCCCGUCACCUUUUAUCCGAUGCCAGUAAGAAACCUCGCCAAGUUCUACGAGGCUCCCUACUGGACAAAAAUAAAUUCUCCACCCUGUCUUCUUCUGAAUCAGAGAUACUCUGCGAGAUUUUCGACGGUCCUUCACGCCUCACUCGGUACAAGUAUCCUGCAGUGCCAAAUGAGCCGUCUUCGUCUUACCUUCGCAUUGCUUUUACCCUGUGCUUAUCGGGCACCUUCGGUUGGAUGAUAUCCCAAGAAUGA